Messenger RNA from Musa acuminata AAA Group (dessert banana), 1408 nucleotides. RefSeq names its product E3 ubiquitin-protein ligase AIRP2-like. Gene Ontology annotation, biological process: protein ubiquitination. The coding region runs from base 348 to 1097 and encodes 249 amino acids. NCBI's taxonomy places the organism in Eukaryota, Viridiplantae, Streptophyta, Magnoliopsida, Zingiberales, Musaceae. The transcript is spliced from 5 exons. The record is from RefSeq and is a predicted model, not a curated record. Gene Ontology annotation, molecular function: ubiquitin protein ligase activity.
CUGGGCUCACAGCGACGCCGGCCCCGCACCUCAUCACCCGUUCGACGCCGUUAACGCCGAGCUUAUCUCAUCCGGAUGCGCCCACGGGCCUCCGCCCCCGCCCACGUGGCGCGUCUCCGUCUUCCGCGCCUCGUUACCUUCGCCCUCUCUUCCAAGCAACCAACCAACAGAUCAGAGCGAACAGAGUGCAGGGGGGCUGUAGGGUAAUUAAAGGAGGCAACUUUCCCCUUUUUUUUCUCCGUGGUUUCCAACGGAAGAGGAGAGAGAAGGAGGAGGAGGAGGAUUUGGGGUUUCGUGGCGAGGAACUUUUUAGGGUUUUGAUUUCUUUGGAUGAUCGGGAGGUGGAGAUGCUGUCCGGUGGUGCCAUGCGCAAAUCCUUCAAGGAUUCGCUGAAGGUUCUUGAGGCCGACAUACAGCAUGCGAACACUUUGGCUUCAGAUUUUCCUGCAGAUUACGAUGGUGCGUGCCUUCAAAUGCGAAUGUCUUAUAGUCCAGUCGCACACUUGUUUCUGUUUCUGGUGCAAUGGGCAGAUUGUAGCCUUGCUGGGGCGCUUGGACUCCUCAGAAUUAUGAUAUACCAGGUACAUGUUGAUGGAUCAACGACCAUGUCGACUCAUGAAAGGAAAGCUAGCAUUAAAGAGUUCUAUGCUGUAAUCUUCCCCUCUUUGCUCCAACUACAAAAAGGCAUCACUGAUAUGGAAGACAAAAAGCAGAGGGCAGUAUGCAUGGAGAGAUAUAGACGAAGAGAUGAGGAUGAAAUGAAACAUUUCUCUGAAAUAGAUGCUGAAAGAGAAGAGGAAUGUGGAAUUUGCAUGGAGAUGAACAGCAAAUUUGUAUUGCCCAAUUGCAGCCAUGCCAUGUGCAUGAAAUGCUAUAGAGAAUGGAACUCAAGAUCACGGUCGUGCCCGUUCUGUCGUGAUAGCCUCAAGAGAGUAGACUCUGGUGACUUGUGGAUAUACGUGGAUAACAGAGAUGUAAUCGACAUGGAAACGGUGACACAAGAAAAUAUUAAGCGUCUCGUCAUGUACAUAAAAGAGUUGCCCGUGGUUGUUUCAGAGUCUGUCGUCUUUGAUGUUUACGACUCUCAUAUCAGGUGACCUCUUUCAUCAACUAAUCUGUGCUUUGGAGAUCAUUCCAGUUUAUGUUUGGAAGCUGCUGCUACUUUUUAAGCGGCGGCGACGUAUUUAUCGAUCAUCUUCAGCACCCAUGUAAAUGUCUGUACAGUGAGUAAGCUUGUAAGUCUGAGUGCCAACAUCGGUAAACAUUGAUUGGUGUCAAAGCCUGUGCCGGUGCUUAAGCACUUUCUAGCUACUGUAAUAUGUGGUAUAUGGUAGCUUUCUGCAGUUGAAGUGGGCAAACUCUUAUUCUCUGGGUUUCCAUUCAAGAAAAAAUUAACUGGUUCAGCUAA